Messenger RNA from Scatophagus argus, 2299 nucleotides. Its product is annotated as tripartite motif-containing protein 16-like. Bases 75 to 1817 code for a protein of 580 amino acids. The record is from RefSeq and is a predicted model, not a curated record. The transcript has a single exon. Gene Ontology annotation, molecular function: zinc ion binding; protein binding. NCBI's taxonomy places the organism in Eukaryota, Metazoa, Chordata, Actinopteri, Scatophagidae.
CAGUUUGAGGAUGGGUGUAACCAACAUGGUGCUGAAGUGCAAGAGCUGAUAGGCCCGAUUCACUGCGGAAACACAUGACGUUCAGAUCAAAUUUCAAGCUAGUUUGGUUGCAGUCAUUGCCACUGAGAGGAAAAAUGGCGCAGAAAGGAAUUCAACUGGACCAGGCAACCUUCUCUUGUUCGAUCUGUCUGGAUCUACUGAAGGAUCCAGUCACUCUUCCCUGUGGACACAGCUACUGCAUGAACUGCAUUAAAGACUUCUGGGAUGAAGAGGAUGACAAGAAACUCCACAGCUGUCCUCAGUGUAGGCAGACCUUCACACCGAGGCCCGUCCUGAUGAAAAACACCAUGUUAGCAGUUUUAGUGGAGGAACUGAAGAAAACUGAACUCCAAGCUGCUGCUGCUGCUUAUCUCUGCUAUGCUGGACCUGAAGAUGUGGCCUGUGAUGUCUGCACCGGGAGAAAACUGAAAGCCUUCAAGUCCUGUCUGGUCUGCCUGGUCUCUUUCUGUGAGAAACACCUCCAGCCUCAUUAUGAUGUGGCUCAGUUAAAGAAGCACAAGCUGACGAAGCCCUCCGUGAAUCUCCAGGAGAACAUCUGCUCUCGCCACGAUGAGGUGAUGAAGAUGUUCUGCCGUACUGAUCAGCAGUGUAUCUGUUAUCUCUGCCCUGUAGAUGAACAUAAAAGCCACGACACGGUGUCAGCUGCAGCAGAAAGGACUGAGAGGCAGAGAGAGCUUGAGGUGAGUCGACAAAGCAUCCAGCAGACAAUCCGGGACAGACAGAAAGAUGUGAAGGUGCUUCAACAGGAGGUGGAGGUCAUCAGUCGCUCUGCUGAUAAAGCAGUGGAGGACAGUGAGAAGAUCUUCACUGGGCUGAUCCGUCUCAUGGAGUACAAAAGCUCUGAGGUGAAGCAGCAGGUCCGAUCCCAACAGCAAACCGAAGUGAGUCGGGUCAAAGAGCUUCAGGAGAAGCUGGAGCAGGAGAUCGCUGAGCUGAAGAGGAAAGACGCUGAGCUGAAGAAGCUCUCGCGCACAGAGGAUCACAACCAGUUUCUACGCAGCUACCCCUGUUUGUCACAACUCAGUGAGCCUACACACUCACCCAGCAUCAACAUCCGUCCUCUGAGGCACUUUGAGGACUUUGUGACAGCUGCUGUGUCAGAGCUCAGAGACAAACUACAGGACAUUCUGAGUGAGACGGGGACAAACAUCUCAGGCAAAGUGACUGAAGUGGAUGUUUUACUGCCACAACCAGAGCCCAAGACCAGAGCAGAGUUCUUAAAAUAUUCACGUGAAAUCACACUGGAUCCAAACACAGCAAACACACAGCUGUUACUAUCUGAGGGGAACAGAAUAGCAACAGCAGUGAGAGAACAGCAGCCUUAUCCCCAUCACUCAGACAGGUUCACUGAGUGUUGUCAGGUCCUGAGUAGAGAGGCUCUGACUGGACGUUGUUACUGGGAAGUGAAGUGGAGAGGGGAAGCAGUUUAUCUAGCGGUUGCAUACAAGAAUAUUAGCAGAGCAGGGAGCUGGAAUGAAUGUGGAUUUGGAUACAAUGACAAAUCUUGGGUGUUUUAUUGUGACAAAAAAAGUUACACCUUUUUGUACAAUUCAAUGCAAACUCGCACCUCGGGUCCUCAGUCCUGCAGAGUCGGAGUGUACCUGGAUCACAGUGCAGGUAUUCUGUCCUUCUACAGCAUCACCGGAUCCAUGACUCUCCUCCACAGAGUCCAGACCACAUUCACUCAGCCUCUAUAUGCUGGAUUUUGGUUUUGUUGCUCCUCUGGAAACAAAGUUGAGAUUUGCAAGUUCAAAUAGUCAGACCUCAUUGAGGGGAUAGUGGAUUUAAUUCUGUGUUUUAAUUCUUAAACCUAUUUUGUCUUCAUGUUUGUUGCUGAGAGCUGAUUGUUGGGGCAUUUCUUCACUGCAACAGAGAUCAGCUGCCAUUCAAAAAUUAUGACAUGUGACGUCAAUGUGAGCGUGUGAAUUUUCUUCCAUGACCAUGUAGUAAGGUAUUAUAAAAGUGUAACUGUCAAGAUCACAAACAGUGAGGAGACCAUUGAUUAUAUUCUUCUUCAUAGCUGAGAUUCUGCUCAAACAACCAAACUGAGGGUGCGGAUGACGUAAAUGUGGGCUUGAAAUCACUGAAAAAGUCUUUUCAUACAAAGCUGAAGGAAAAAUGUGAAAGUCAUAUGAGAACAUAACUGAGGGCGUUUUCCUCCUGAGGUGUACAUGUUUAGACCAGCAUUUGUCUAAACAAAGAGAAAUGAUAGAAAGUGGAAAUAAAAUGUUCAAAAUGA